AAAGAAACCGGGCAAUUCUCUUCGGAGGAUACGGUUUUGCAUCUUCACGAAGCAUGGAUGACACUUUUGUUGCCGUUUUCUCUUUAAAAGCCGUGUGUCGCUUAUGUCAUGUCAUCUGGGCCGUGGAAACGAUGGGUCGUUUAGUACCUACCUUGUCAAUAACAAGGAGUAGCCCUACUGCUGAUUUCACUAUACGAACUGUGAGUUCUUCCUCUCUCUUAAUCCUAUCUGCACCUGCACCUGCCACUGAAAAACUCUCUCUCGCACCUUCACAUGUUUGUCAAAUUGCCCAAAUGGCUUUCUCUUCCUGUCUGAAAUGCUAUCCUUACUCUCUCCCACAUACCACAAACCACCGCCACCUCCCACUGCCCCUUUCUUUUCCUCACAAACCUACCUCCAAUUUCUUCAAAUCCUGCGCCUCCACGCAACGCCAUGAGCAGCUCACAGCCGCAUCUCCACUCUCCGAAUCAACUCCAACCAAUCAGCUCCUUCCAGACUUCACCACAAAGCAACUCCUCGACACCCUCCGUCACCAGAACGACGAGUCUUCAGCCCUUCGCAUAUUCGAAUGGGCCUCGAAGCAGCCCAAUUUCGCACCCAAUUCGUUGAUAUACGAAGAAGUUCUUUGUAAGCUUGGAAAGGUGGGGUCUUUCGAAUCGAUGAGGAAUGUCUUGGAAGAGAUGAAGCUCGCGGGCUGUGAGAUUAGUACAGGUACUUUCUUGAUUUUUGUUGAGAGCUACGCCAAGUUUGAAUUAUAUGACGAAGUUAUUGGUGUUAUGGAAACGAUGCAAGAUGAAUUUGGGUUGAAACCCAACACGCAUUUUUGUAAUUUCUUGUUGAAUGUUCUUAUUGAUGGUAACAAGCUUAAACUUGUUGAAGACAUGCAUUCAAGUAUGGUGAGUAGAGGAAUUGAGCCGGACGUUUCGACCUUUAAUAUAUUGAUAAAGGCUCUCUGUAAAGCCCAUCAAAUUAGGCCGGCCAUUUUGAUGAUGGAAGAGAUGCCAAGCAAUGGUUUGUCGCCCGAUGAAAAAACUUUCACGACACUAAUGCAAGGGUAUAUUGAAGAAGGUAAUAUGAGUGGUGCAUUGAGAAUUAGAGAACAGAUGGUAGAAUCUGGGUGCCCAUGUACUAGUGUGACGGUUAAUGUUUUGAUUAAUGGGUUUUGCAAAGGGGGUAGGAUUCAAGAAGCAUUGAGUUUUAUACAGGAGAUGUCCAAUCAGGGCUUCCGUCCUGAUCAGUUUACGUUCAAUACAUUGGUUAACGGUUUGUGCAGGGCGGGGCAUGUCAAGCAUGCUUUAGAGGUCAUGGAUUUAAUGCUCCAGGAGGGGUUCGAUCCGGAUAUAUUUACAUAUAACUCUUUGAUUUCUGGGUUGUGUAAAUUGGGUGAGGCUGAAGAGGCAGUGGAAGUUCUCAAUCAGAUGGUUUCAAGGGAUUGUUCCCCUAACACUGUCACUUACAACACUCUAAUUAGCACCUUGUGUAAGGAGAACCAAAUUGAAGAGGCCACUGAACUUGCUCGUGUUCUCACGAGCAAGGGAAUUUUACCUGAUGUGUGUACGUUUAACUCUCUUAUACAAGGUCUCUGCUUGACCAGUAAUCAUAGAAUUGCAAUGGAGCUGUUUGAGGAGAUGAAGAACAAAGGAUGUGAACCUGAUGAAUUUACUUACAGUAUGUUGAUUGACAGUCUUUGUUCUAGAGGGAAACUUGAGAAAGCUUUGAGCCUGCUGAAAGAAAUGGAGUCGAGUGGCUGUGCACGGAAUGUAGUUGUAUACAAUACUUUGAUCGAUGGGUUUUGCAAAAACAAGAGAAUUGAGGAUGCAGAGGAGAUUUUUGAUCAGAUGGAACUCCUAGGGGUUUCAAGAAAUUCGGUGACCUACAAUAGCCUUAUUGAUGGUCUUUGUAAGAGCAGGAGGGUGGAAGAGGCUGCUGAGCUUAUGGACCAGAUGAUAAUGGAAGGACUGAAGCCUGACAAGUUCACAUACAAUUCCCUUCUCACACACUUCUGCAGGGCCGGGGAUAUAAAAAAGGCAGCAGAUAUAGUUCAAAGUAUGACUUCAAAUGGGUGUGAACCAGACAUUGUCACCUAUGGAACUCUUAUUGGGGGCCUUUGUAGGGCUGGUAGAAUCGAGGUUGCAAAUAGGCUUCUCAGAACUGUUCAGAUUAAAGGAAUGGUCUUGACUCCUCAGGCUUAUAAUCCUGUCCUUCAAGCACUAUUUAAGCGAAAGAGAACAAAAGAAGGCAUGAUGCUUUUUAGAGAAAUGAUGGAGAAGGGUGAUCCUCCAGAUGCUAUAUCGUAUAAAUUUGUUUGUCGUGGGCUUUGCAAUGGUGGAGGACCAAUUGGAGAAGCUGUUGAUUUUAUGGUUGAGAUGAUGGAGAGAGGAUUUGUUCCGGAAUUCUCAUCAUUUGUAUAUCUGGCUGAAGGACUUUGUGCUUUAUCCAUGGAGGACACCCUAAUUAAGCUUGUUGAUAUGGUCAUGGAGAAAGCUGGCUUCUCAGACAGUGAAGCUUCCAUGAUAAGGGGUUUUCUCAAAAUCCGUAAGUUUCAAGAUGCAUUGGCCACUCUUGGUGAUAUCUUAGAUAGCCAACAACCCAGAAAAGCUUACAGGCGAAGAUGAAAUUAGAACGCUUUUGUGCUAAUUGGCAAGGGCCACGCUUCCUGGUUGCUAAUCUGAAGCUUUUGGAUCACCCUUCAGUGCAGCGGGUGAUGCAGUGCAAAGGAGAUUCCCUUAUACAUCUUCAAUGUCAAUAUUUGCAGAAGAAGAGGAACUAGGGAUUUUUGUUGUGGUUGAUCUAGUAGAGCCACGGAGAGCCUUGUCAGCUAGGGCGCCUACAACACGUCCUGACAAAGCACAAGUAUGAAGACUUACAACGCAACAUUAGCAAGGCUGUCAACUGGGAUGUGAGUUUUAGGAACCUACCCGAGAGGUUCAUUAGCUGGGUCAUCAGUUAGGUCUUACGCCUUUGUUAAUUGGCUAAUGAUUCUUUCAAAAUCCUAGAGGAGUCCUGACGGGACUACUAAAGUGUCCCUUUAGCUGCUAGAUGACCUUCAUAUGUUUGAAGGCUUUUUCACAUGCAUAAGUUAGGGUUUUCAUAAUUUUUUUCUAUAUAAGGAUAUGUAUGGUCGAUUGAGGACUAAACCUAAGCAUAUAGAGCAGUUUAUAUUCAUAGCUUAGCUUCAUCUUUAUUGUGUACAGAGAGAAUACUUUGGUUAGAUCUUCCGUUUGCUUAAUUUUCUUGAAGUGAUCAUCAAACCACACCUUUCAUCGUUCAUCAACCAUUUGUAGUUUACCGAUGGGUUGGUAAGGAGAACAAGAAGAAAGAUUGCUAGUGAGGAAUUAGAGCUACUGCGGCAGGAGACAAAUGAGAGUGCAUGUUUGUGUAUAAAAGUUUAAGUCAUUACAAAUGGUAUGUUUUUAAUCUUUCUUAGUGGAUUAAUUGGUUUUCUUGGUUUGACU
This is a messenger RNA of Alnus glutinosa, 3455 nucleotides long. Its product is annotated as pentatricopeptide repeat-containing protein At3g53700, chloroplastic. Gene Ontology annotation, molecular function: protein binding. The transcript is spliced from 3 exons. Bases 54 to 2615 code for a protein of 853 amino acids. Lineage: Eukaryota; Viridiplantae; Streptophyta; Magnoliopsida; Fagales; Betulaceae. The record is from RefSeq and is a predicted model, not a curated record.